Trachymyrmex cornetzi is the source of this 1410-nucleotide messenger RNA. Its product is annotated as spore wall protein 2-like. The record is from RefSeq and is a predicted model, not a curated record. The coding region runs from base 62 to 1384 and encodes 440 amino acids. NCBI's taxonomy places the organism in Eukaryota, Metazoa, Arthropoda, Insecta, Hymenoptera, Formicidae. The transcript is spliced from 3 exons.
CUUUGUAGUGAUCGAUUUGUAUCAUAAAAUCAAGAAAAAUUAGGAAAAGAUCCUUUAAAAAAUGGCUUCCUUAAAAUUUAUUGUUACAUUUUCCUUAAUAAUGAUGAUGCUGGCAUAUGAUAAUGCUGGAGCUCGUCCUUCACAUCCAUCUAACGUUAUGUCAAAGGAAGAACAAGAAGUAAAUUAUGAAAAAAUGCCUAUUACUACUAAUGAAGACGAAUGUGAGGAAACUCCUGUUUCUGAAGAGGAGUGUACUGAGGAAGUUACUGAAGAGGAGGAAUGUACCGAAGAAGUUACUGAAGAGGAGUGUACUGAGGAAGUUAUUGAAGACGAGGAAGCUACUGAAGAGGAAUGUACUGAGGAAUAUAUAACGAUAAACGGGGAAACAAAUGAGAAGGAAACUGAGGACUGUACUACAGAGGAGGAAGUUGAAGAAUGUAAAUUUGAGGAGGAAGAUGAGGAAUAUGAAACUGAGGAGGAAGAUGAGGAAUGUAAACCCGAAGAAGAACCUCCUUGUGAGGAGGAAAAUGAGAAAGCGUCAGGACAUGCACAGUUCAUGCUUGAUAAACAUGGUCCAAAGUUUCCGAAAGAGUGCAAGCCCAAACCCAUUACUCCCGAUUGCGAGGACGAUGAUGGAGACGACUCAAACGACUCAGACGACUCAGACAAUGGAGGCGAUGGAGACGACGGAGGCGAGGGAGACGACGGAGACGCCGGAGACGACGGAGGCGCCGGAGACGACGGAGGCGCCGGAGACGACGGAGGCGCCGGAGACGACGGAGACGACGGAGACGACGGAGAUGACGGAGAUGACGGAGGCAACGGAGGCAACGGAGGCAACGGAGGCAACGGAGGCAACGGAGGCAACGGAGGCAACGGAAACGACGAAUCUACUACUCCCGGCAACGAGUCCACCAAACAAACUCUUCCAACUUUACCACCCUUAGGAGACGACGGAGACGAAUCUACUAUUACUAUUCCCGGCACCGGGUCCACCAAACAAACUCUUCCAACUUUACCACCCUUAGGAGACGACGAUGACGACGGAAGCGACCAAUCUACUAUUACUAUUCCCGGCACCGGGUCCACCAAACAAACUCUUCCAACUUUACCACCCUUAGGAGACGACGAUAACGACGGAGGCAACCAAUCUACUGUUACUAUUCCCGGCAAUGGGUCCACCGAACAAACUCCUCCAACUUCAUCACCCUCAGGGAACGCUACUCCCGGGACCGGGUCCACUCCUUCCGGCAAUGGAGACGACGAUGACGACGAUGACAAACCUACUACUCCCGGCAACCAACCCACUACUAUUUCCGACAACGGAUCCACCAAACAAACUCUUCCACCCUUACCCAUUCCACCUAUACCACCCACAGCAUAAAUAAUAGGAUAGUUUUUCAAACACCA